Elephantulus edwardii (Cape elephant shrew) is the source of this 783-nucleotide messenger RNA. It is a transcript of the gene PNPO, whose product is annotated as pyridoxamine 5'-phosphate oxidase. The transcript is spliced from 7 exons. The record is from RefSeq and is a predicted model, not a curated record. Gene Ontology annotation, biological process: pyridoxine biosynthetic process; pyridoxal 5'-phosphate biosynthetic process. Gene Ontology annotation, molecular function: pyridoxamine phosphate oxidase activity; FMN binding. Bases 1 to 783 code for a protein of 260 amino acids. NCBI's taxonomy places the organism in Eukaryota, Metazoa, Chordata, Mammalia, Macroscelidea, Macroscelididae.
AUGACGUGCGCACUGCGUGGCGCCUCCGUGACGUUCUGGCGAAGGGCAGAGAGGGUGGGUUACCUGCGCUACCUGUGCAGUGGCGGUGCUGCCAUGGACCUGGGACCGAUGCGCAAGAGUUACUGCGGCGAUCGAGAGGCAUUUGAGGAGACGCACUUGACCUCUCUGGAUCCUAUAAAGCAGUUUGCUGCCUGGUUCCAGGAAGCUGUUCAGUGUCCAGAAAUUGGAGAAGCCAAUGCCAUGUGUCUGGCCACCUGCACCAGGGAUGGAAAACCCUCUGCCCGCAUGUUGCUGCUGAAGGGCUUUAACAAGGACGGCUUCCGCUUCUUCACUAACUUUGAGAGCCGAAAAGGAAAAGAGCUGGACUCUAAUCCCUUUGCUUCUCUUGUCUUCUACUGGGAACCUCUUCACCGGCAGGUGCGAGUGGAGGGACCUGUGAAGAAGCUGCCGGAGGAGGAGGCCGAGUGUUACUUCCACUCCCGCCCCAAGAGCAGCCAGAUCGGGGCUGUGGUCAGUCACCAGAGCUCUGUGAUCCCCAACCGAGAGUAUCUGAGGAGUAAGAAUGAAGAACUGGAGAGGCUCUACCAGGAACAAACGGUGCCUAAGCCGAAACACUGGGGCGGCUACGUCCUGUGCCCACAGGUGAUAGAGUUCUGGCAAGGCCAAACCAACCGCUUACACGACCGGAUUGUUUUCCGGAGAAUGCUGGCAGGAGACUCUCCUUUGGGGCCCAUGACCCACCGCGGGGAGGAAGACUGGUGCUAUGAGAGACUUGCGCCGUGA